Messenger RNA from Neodiprion virginianus, 885 nucleotides. RefSeq lists its product as uncharacterized. NCBI's taxonomy places the organism in Eukaryota, Metazoa, Arthropoda, Insecta, Hymenoptera, Diprionidae. Bases 1 to 885 code for a protein of 294 amino acids. The transcript is spliced from 5 exons. The record is from RefSeq and is a predicted model, not a curated record.
AUGUAUAACCAUAGAGAGUUUGCAGCAGGACGGCUUAUAGGUGCUCGAGGAAAAGAAAAAGGAGACGAAUUGUGGAAGGCACUAACAAGGGAAUUGAACUCCUUAGGGAUUGAGAAAACACAAAUUCAGUGGCAGAAAGCUUGGAAGGAUAUAAAAACUCGAGUCAGACCCAAAGCUGUAAGCCUUAAAAAUGCCCCCAUCAAAACUGGCAAUUUUCCUAUGGAUGAUAAUACACUAUCGAAAGAAGAUUUGAUGAUCCUCGGAUUGAUAGGACCUGCAGCAACAGAAGGGUGCAGGGUCUCUGAUUCGAUGCCUGAAGAGAUCUCUGCAAUUACACAACUGCGGGAAGCAGACGAGUCGGUAUUAAAUGAGAUAUCUACUCAUAUAUCAGUAGUCGAAGAGUACAACAUAGUUUCGACAAACACCAUAAUUGGAAGCCAACGUGUUUUAUUCGUAGAAUCAGACACGGCAAUAGGACAAGAGGAGGAACACACCAUACAAGAAUCUGAUGAAUCAAAGCACCUUUCAGAACCCAAAACAUUUGUAGAAGUUGUCUGCGGUGAAGAUGGCAUAGGCAUAGCAUCAUCAUCGCACACACUGUCACAUCCAUCAUUGCAGCAGACAACCCCAAACAUAAAAACAGCCACACACACAUGUCAGAGCCUUGCGCAAGAAAUAAAAGAGAGAGAAGAUGAUGUCUUCAAGACAGUUGUUGAAAUGCAAGAAAAGCAGAACGAAAUACUUGAGAGAAUGUCACAGGCGAUGCUAAUUUCUGCAAACAACGAAGCCAAACGACUGGAGCUGGAGAAUGAUAAGCUAGAAGUAAAGAGGCAGAUAUGCCAAGCUCUGAACUCAAUAGCGGUGGCGAUGACAGGAUUUCAUUAA